AUGGCUUCAGAGAAUUUAAUUCCCAAGAACGACGAGGAAAAGUUGCCCAAGUUGCCGAUUAAGAAAGUGAGUUAAAGUUGAGCUGCUAAACUAUUAAGUUGUUCAAAUAAUUCUAUGCCCCUUAACCUCAAAAAUUUAUUUUGAUAGAAAGCACAGAAUUAUGUGAGCAACCAAGACGUAUUUUACCUUAUUAUAAAGCUGUAAAACGACGAAAAUUUUCAAACAUAUAAGUUUAGAUCGACCCUAGUGGCUUUCUCCUGAACACUGCUCUAAAUGGAAUAGCCAAAUAUGCUUCUUCAAGAGCAAAACGUACAGUUGUUACGCCAAGUGAAGAACCAUUGUUAAACAUCAGUGCCACUAAGGCUGCUGAACAAAUUAGGAGUGGCACUGUAAGUAAUUUUGUCUUGAGAAAGUUUAAAGUAUUGUACAGUAAUAUUGCUACCCAAACAGAAAAAUUAUGAUCAAUAGUUCAGCCUUAACAAUUCAUUGUUACAAGAUACCUAUUCUAUCCUACCUCACCUCCCCCUACCUUGCCCUAACGUACCUUGUCCUGCCCUACCUUGCCCUAAGCUAGUUUACUCUACCUUACCCCGCCUUAAUUUACCUUACUCUAUCCUACUUUGCCCUAUGCUUCAUUAUGCUGACCUACCCCUCCUAUCUACCUCUAUCCACCUCUACCUUUUUUAAUCAAAAUUGUCUUCAGCUAAAAAGCGUAGACCUAAUACAAGCCUACUACAAGCGCAUCAGAGAUGUAAACCCGUUUAUCAAUGCAGCGACAGAGCUAUUUGAAGCUGAAGCCAUUGAUAAAGCUAGAGAAGUAGAUGAGUUGAUUGAAAAGAAAAAAGGAAAGAAAGACAAAUUGGAAAAAGCAAGUUAACAAUUUGAAAAGAUUGCCCUAGGCGUUGAAGAAUCAACCUAAAAUUUUAUAUAUGUGCCGGGGGGGGGGAAGGGAUUUGACUCUGUCAAUAUCAAAAUUUUGCUCUAUUACGAAGGAAAUACUUUAAUAUACCUAAAAGAAGCAUUCUAAGCUAACUGAUGCCAAUAUAUUUCAGCUAAAAUCAGAACAACCUCUGUUAGGUGUACCAGUAUCGAUAAAACACCACUUCAAUAUUAAAGGCCAUCGCAAUAUUUGUGGUCUUACACAUUUGAGAUCAACUCCAGUCGCCAAGGCUAAUGCGGUAGCCGUAGACAAGUAAGGCCUUCAUUUACUUUACUAAAUAACAGUAUUUAUUCAUAAAAUAUUUUUACUUUGAUAUCAAAUCAUAAUUUUGUCUUUGAAUAUUCUGACCGUCUAACUUAAUAUAGGUGCUGCUAUUUUCAAAACCUUGCAUUUGAAAAUUCCAAUCAUCCAACUUAAUAUAGAUCAUGCCGCCUUAAACUCAAAUCCCAAUUUUCAGGCUAAUCGCAGCCGGAGCCAUCCCGAUCUGCUACACCAACAUUCCCCCAGGCUGUUUGUGUAUCGAAUCCGACAAUGCUGUGUUUGGCCGAACUUGUAGUCCACACGAUUCAAGAACAACUUGUGGUGGUUCAUCUGGAGGUGAAGGUGCUUUGAUUGCAGCUCAAGGAUCCCUAAUUGGUCUUGGUACUGAUCUGGGCGGCUCCAUUAGAAUACCGGCAAUGUUGAAUGGUGUAUAUGGGCUGAAGCCUGGUCCAAAGGGAUGUGAGUUUGAUGGUGUGAUAUUGGAGCUGAAAUAUCCGGAAGAAUACUGUGGAAUGGCAGUUGUUGGUCCUUUGGCUAGAUAUGCUGAAGAUCUGGCUUUGCUUAAUAAUGUAAGACUUACUGUCACAUAGAUUUCGAAUAUUUCUUCUAAAUAUUUCAAAAAGUAGAAGUUAAAAAAAAUAACGAUACCUACCUGAUAAAAAACUUCUAUCAUAACAAGAAUAUUGCAAAAUAGCACAAAAAGCUAAACAAGCUUGUUUAAACUCAAACUUCAAAAACAAUUUCAGAUCUUAUCAUCAGCCCCAAUCCUAGAAGCCUUUCCGCCCCUACAGCCAACAAAAAUAUUCAGUUGUGCACCAGAUGCACCACCUUUACUCAGACUAAACAAGGAAGUCAAACACAUCUGGGAAGAUGUGCGAAAUUACCUCUCUGGUACCUAUGGUACUCCAAACAAUGAAUUCAAAUUUGGAAAAGACCUAAUUGAAUUCCCAGAAAUAUUAACCAUAGUUGGCAUGGAAGGCUUCAAUAUCAACGACUUUUUGUCUCCUGUAAGGAACUUACUAGUUUAGAUAGUUGAAAGAUUAUUGAGGCCUGAAAUUUGUGCUUUAGUACCUAAUAUUAAGCUUUAUUACCUAAAAUAAGGUAUAAAAUAAAAAAAUAUACUUCGAAAUGGCUUUUACUUACCUAAAAUUAUAUAUGGACCGUUUAAAACACACAAAUCCCACUUUGUACUCAAAGAACGUUACCUUUCAAAACAAAAAUUCAAAUUUCAGAACGAACACAUCAGCCCUCUAAAGGAAAUCGUCAAGUUAUUGACCGGUAGCUCUCAGCUUUCUUAUGGAGCCAUUUCUGGAAUGCACGUAUUCAGUAAGAAACAUAGAGAAAGUGUAGUAAAAGAAGCCAAAAGACAAAUGCAGGUAUUGAGACAAAGAAUUUGGCAACAAUUGGAAGGUAAUUUGUCUUCAAUUUUUGAAAAUAUAUUGAGUUCGGAAAAAUUACUGUAACUCCAAAAUUUUUAAAUUUAAAAAAAAAAUGUUUCUAACGCUAGCUAAAGAAAGAAAAGCUAUAAGAUUACGGAAAAUUUCAAAGCUCUAGAUACUUUUACCAAAAAGUUACAACGAAAACAAAUUCUUGUCUCCUCACCUAAAACAAUAUAAUUCCAGACAAUGCCAUUCUCCUAUUCCCAUCCUUGCCAGAAUCCCAUUAUUUCCACGCCUCUGCUGGCCUGAAUCCUACCUGUUACACUAUUCCAUUCAACAUUCUUGGUCUUCCAACAGUCGCCGUUCCUUGUGGCCGCGAUCGGCUUGGUUAUCCUUUAGCUGUUCAAGUGGCUGGAGCUCCUGGCUCAGAGCUUUUGUUGUGUUCUGUUGCUCAAAAGAUUGAAGAAAAGUUUGGUGGAUGGGUUCAGCCUCAUGGAGUCAAGUUUGAAGAAGAAUAA
This is a messenger RNA of Bursaphelenchus okinawaensis, 3098 nucleotides long. NCBI's taxonomy places the organism in Eukaryota, Metazoa, Nematoda, Chromadorea, Rhabditida, Aphelenchoididae. The record is from the annotation of a GenBank genome assembly.